AUGUGUUUCAACACACCUCCCAAGAUUCAGCAGACGGCUCUACCUACUCGGUUGGCCGAUCCGCCACAGAACAUGAUCGCCCAGAGUCAGUCGGGAAAAGGAAAAACCGCUGCCUUUGUGCUGGCAAUGAUCAGUCGAGUCGGUCCGCUACAAAACUAUCCGCAGAUGAUUUGCCUUUCCCCCACGUAUGACCUGGCAAUUCAGAAGGGGGAAGUAGCUGCCAAAAUGGCAAAGUUUUGUCCGGAAAUCAAACUUCGUUACGCCGUUCGCGGUGAGGAGAUCGUCAAAGGGGCGAAGCUGACCAAUCAUAUCGUUCCGUACGAUCACCCGGCAAGCUCGUGGACUGGGCACACCCGAACAAAGCGGCCGCCGGAGCAGUAUCUUUUGUCAGUGGCAGAACCAGCAGCCAUCGAUCCACUUUGGAACAACAACCAGAUGCUACACAUUAGCCAACUAAUCUGGUCUCAACAUUCUGGCUCUGGCAAUCAGCCAACCAACAUUAAAUCGAUACAACCGCCGCAGUACCGGCAACUCCAAAUCCAGCAGCAGCCAACAACCCCUCAAAAAAGAACCACAUAG
Topomyia yanbarensis is the source of this 579-nucleotide messenger RNA. RefSeq names its product DEAD-box helicase Dbp80-like. Gene Ontology annotation, cellular component: nucleus; cytoplasmic stress granule. The transcript has 2 exons. NCBI's taxonomy places the organism in Eukaryota, Metazoa, Arthropoda, Insecta, Diptera, Culicidae. The coding region runs from base 1 to 579 and encodes 192 amino acids. Gene Ontology annotation, molecular function: RNA helicase activity; RNA binding; ATP binding. Gene Ontology annotation, biological process: poly(A)+ mRNA export from nucleus. The record is from RefSeq and is a predicted model, not a curated record.